This is a messenger RNA of Pelecanus crispus (Dalmatian pelican), 236 nucleotides long. NCBI's taxonomy places the organism in Eukaryota, Metazoa, Chordata, Aves, Pelecaniformes, Pelecanidae. The record is from RefSeq and is a predicted model, not a curated record.
AUGGAUCCUGGGGGUACUGGCCCAUGGGAGGGCCAGGAUCCCGAUGGAUCCUGGGGGGGUGCUGGGACGCCGGGAGGACCAGGAUCCCAAUGGAUCCCAGGGGUUCAAGGCCCAUGGGAGGACCCGGAUCUCAAUGGAUCCCGGGGGAUACUGGACCCACGGGAGGGCCGGGGUCCUGAUGGAUCCCGGGGGAUACUGGACCCCGGGAGGACCAGGAUCCCGAUGGAUCCCGGGGG